ACCCUGUUAAGCAAACAACCACCACCACCAAUAUCACCACCUCUCUUGGUCUUAGUCAUCUUCUUCUUCUUAUUCAGGAACUUUCUCUUGCUUGUUUUUUCCGUGUUAGCGUAUAGGUUUGGCCAAACAAUUAAAAAGAUAGAAAGAGUAUAGUAUUGGAUUAUAAUAUUCAAGUUGGUGUUGAUUAUUCUCCCUUUCUUUUAUUAUUGAAUUUCAAAUUUUAUAUGAAUAGUAUUGUCUGAGUUGGUGCCGUUGCUCCAAUCAUAAGGAGGUUGGUCUUGUUUGGGAAGGAAUUUAUAUCUCUUGGGAUUGCUGUUUGUCUCUGAUUCGUGAUAGUCUUCGCUUUCACAGACUUUACUACUUCAAUUUUAGCUGCACACAAUUCAUUUCCCAGAGCUUGCUUUCAGGAAUCAGUAGAUGAUCUAGAUGGGUAUCACCAAUUCAGACCGGUAAUUCUGCCUUCAAUUUCAGAUUAGUUAAGGGUUUGGAGAAAGAGAGGGAAACAAAGUAUGGCUACAUAUUUCCAAAAUUUAAGUAAUCAAAAUUUGUUGACCCCCUAUCCAGGGGAUGAGAAGCUUGCUUCUUAUCCUGACCAGCCUAGUAACAUGAUGAUGUAUAUGAAUCAAGCUUCAUAUCCCGGAUCCUACACCGAGGUCUUGUCCGGUGGCUCUUUCUCCCCCAACAAAUGUUCUGAGUCUGAUGGUGGUAGGAAUGAAAUGAUGUUUAUUCCACCUACAAGUGGCCCGGUCAGGGAUUGUGUGGGUGGGGAUUCAUUGAUAGGGUCUCCUGAUGGCAAACGUGGUAUUCAGGAUCAUGGAUUGUCUCUUAGCCUUGCCACACAAAUUCCACCUGCAGUUUCUGUUCCUUCGUUUCAGUACCAGUAUCUGAAUUCGAGUCUCCCUUCGGUUUUGAGCACUUCUCAAAUCCUAGGGAAGGGAGAAUUUCAAUGUAAAGGUGAUGAUUACAGCCAAAGUGACGAGUUUAGAAACUUUGAAAAUUUGACAUCUGGCUUAUACGACUCUCUCAAAACACAGAAUUUCUCCAAUCCUAUGUGCUCCAUGGUCCCCAAAGAAAUGCAUUCCGAAGCAUACUUGUAUGACUCAUUAGGUUUUUCAAACUCUUUAUUAAACACCAAGUACCUCAAGGCAGCUCAGCAAUUGCUUGAUGAAGUGGUAAAUGUACGAAAGGCUUUGAAGCAGUCUAGAUCGAACAAACAUCAAAGAACAGACGGUUCGAAAGAGACUGACGGGAUAAGAAUGUCAUCCGACCCUAGUGAGCCAAGCGCCGUAUCUUCUGUUGAGUUAUCACCAGUAGAAAGGCAGGAUUUACAGAACAAGAAGACCAAACUUUUGUCCAUGUUGGAUGAGGUAGAUAGAAGAUACAAGCAAUAUUACCAUCAAAUGCAAAACGUGGUGGCAUUUUUUGACAAGGCAGCUGGGAAUGGGGCUGCCGGACCAUACACAGCACUAGCUCUACAAGCAAUUUCCCGUCAUUUUCGCAGUUUGCAUGAUGCAAUCAAGGGCCAGAUUCAAGCGGCACAGAGAAGCCUGGGAGAGAAAGAUACUCCAUCAGAUGCUCAAGGAGAAGUAAUACCUCGCCUCCGUUACGUGGACCAGCAGCUCAGACAGCAGAGGGCAUUUCAGCAGCAUGGUGUAAUGCAACAUUCUUGGAGACCUCAAAGGGGACUUCCUGAAAGCUCUGUUGCAAUCCUUCGCGCUUGGCUAUUUGAGCACUUCCUUCUCCCUUACCCAAAGGAUUCUGAAAAGGUUAUGCUAGCAAGGCAGACCGGCUUAACCAGAAAUCAGGUUGCCAACUGGUUUAUUAAUGCAAGGGUACGUCUUUGGAAGCCCAUGAUUGAGGAGAUGUACAAAGAAGAAUUUGGUGAAGAGAUGGAUUCGAAAUCUUCACCAGAAAAUGUGCUAAAAGAAGGCAGAGUUGAAUUCUCAGCAUCUGAGGAUAGGAGAGAUGAGUUGCGGGAAAGCAUGAUGUCUACAACUGCUGAUAGUAUUGAACCAGGGCAACUGCAUGACUCGAAGUCUGGAAUAACAAAGUUACAAGAUCAUGGUCAAAGGCCUAAUGCAGACGACCGUAGUGUUUAUCUUGAUGCAAACGAGAAUGCUGUUGCUACAUAUGAUAUGUCAGGGUUGGGGAAUGCGGUUGGUAGUGAGGUCUCACUUGCAUUGGAGUUGCGGCAUUGUGAGGAACAUGAUGGAUUUCCAGCACCUAAUGGAUCCGAAGUAAGAGGUAACGAUCCAGAAGCUUCUUUGGAUUGUUAUUAUGGAGAUCCAGGGCAGCAGCUACAGGUUUGGCAAUUCACACCUGUUACAUGAUUUUGUAGUUUGAGGGAACUGAAUUGUUGCCUCCAGCAUAUGAAAGAACAUGAAUGGGAAUCCUUGUUUUGUUGCUUUAGCUGUGCCGAAUUCGGUUGCCUAUAGUUCAAGGAGACGGAAGCUGCUAGCAAUGGAAAUAGAUGUAGAUGCGUGUAUUAAUACCAACAUGUAAUAUAACAGAGAUUGGUGAAUCCCUAGCCCUAGGCAUAUUUGUAAAGAUAAAUUGUAAAGAUAAGAUGAAGGAAUAUCUUGUGCAUUCCAUGGAAUAAGAGGUACUUGAACUUUGCAUAAGUACUCCGUGUGUACUCUCAUUUGGAAAUAAUUGUGAUACAAGAAUUGGCUUAUUUUCA
Rosa chinensis is the source of this 2680-nucleotide messenger RNA. RefSeq names its product BEL1-like homeodomain protein 3. The record is from RefSeq and is a predicted model, not a curated record. Lineage: Eukaryota; Viridiplantae; Streptophyta; Magnoliopsida; Rosales; Rosaceae. Gene Ontology annotation, biological process: regulation of transcription by RNA polymerase II. Gene Ontology annotation, molecular function: RNA polymerase II cis-regulatory region sequence-specific DNA binding; DNA-binding transcription factor activity, RNA polymerase II-specific.